Molecule: messenger RNA, 814 nt
Organism: Nomia melanderi (Alkali bee)
Lineage: Eukaryota; Metazoa; Arthropoda; Insecta; Hymenoptera; Halictidae
Product: protein C10
Biological process (GO): post-embryonic development
Source: RefSeq, a predicted model, not a curated record
CCACUAUCGCAUUUAAUACGUCACUGUUUUCUUCACAGUGCAUGUUUCGCAAAAAGCAUGCAUUGUUUACUUAUUUUGACGUUUCAUAAAGUCAUUGAAAGAAAUACAAAUUAGUAUCUAUAAAAUAAAAAUAAUCGCCAUUAUGAAAAGGACUUGAAUGGAUUCAAAUUGACGAAAUGGAAAAGUUUUAAGAUUGUGAAGUGUUUUCUGAAACAAUUUUAAAUUUCAUAGUCUAAUCAUUUUAAUAGAACGUUGUUAACACUAAUAUAAUCGCGCCAAUUUGUGCAAUGACCACUAUGCCUAAUUUUACUCCAGAAAUAGCGAAAGCUGUUCUAACUGAUGUUCUAACAGCAUUAAGCACCCCAGAAAAUAUUCAGAAAUUAACAGAGGCGAAGGAAAACUCAGGAAAUGAAAUGCUCAAAAUGAUGCAAUUUGUUUUUCCAAUCGUAGUACAAAUUCAAAUGGAUGUUAUUAAGAACUAUGGGUUUCCAGAAGGAAGGGAAGGUACAGUUCAGUUUGCACAAUUACUCAGAGCUUUAGAGAGGGAAGACCCUGAAAUAGCACAAUUGCAUAGUCAAGUUCGCUCGUACUUCCUUCCUCCAGUUACUAUAAGUUCUUCAACUGAAGCAUCUCUUUAGAAUAAAACAUAUUACACAUAACAAAAGAUUGCUUUAUUCAUGAGUUCUUCUAUUCAAUCAUAUGAUAAAUGCCACAAGUAAAAACAAAUAGAGUAAACAGUUAUAUAAUUAUGGAGGAUUAAUCCCAUAAACCAUAAACCUGGAAACAAUUUCUUAGGUUUAUUUUUAAAAAUCAU